AUGCUCACCCCACUAGCCAUAGCCGCCGCAUCAGGAAUCGGAGGAGUAGUCCUACUAAGGUAUUCGCUGCGGACAGCAAGAUCAAAUGGACAGGUCCUCUCACCCAUGAUGAACAUGAUUGCCGGCAAACCUCGAGCGAAGAAGAUUGGCGAAUUGACAGGAGAUUGGCAUGUCGGUGGAUUCCAAGCCAAGAUGGAUCGAAAAGAAGCAAGGGAUAUCUUAGGUCUCAAAGAGUCGCAGGUGACAAAGAACAAAUUGAAAGAUGCUCAUAGAAGGAUCAUGUUGGCCAAUCAUCCUGAUCGAGGCGGAAGUCCAUACAUGGCCAGCAAAAUUAACGAAGCAAAAGAUCUACUCGAUAAAGGCUUGAGAUAG
Molecule: messenger RNA, 372 nt
Organism: Puccinia triticina
Lineage: Eukaryota; Fungi; Basidiomycota; Pucciniomycetes; Pucciniales; Pucciniaceae
Exons: 3
Coding region: 1-372 (123 amino acids)
Biological process (GO): protein import into mitochondrial matrix
Cellular component (GO): PAM complex, Tim23 associated import motor
Molecular function (GO): ATPase activator activity
Source: RefSeq, a predicted model, not a curated record